Messenger RNA from Vespa crabro (European hornet), 2118 nucleotides. It is a transcript of the gene Argk1, whose product is annotated as arginine kinase. Gene Ontology annotation, biological process: phosphocreatine biosynthetic process. Gene Ontology annotation, molecular function: creatine kinase activity. The transcript is spliced from 4 exons. Lineage: Eukaryota; Metazoa; Arthropoda; Insecta; Hymenoptera; Vespidae. The record is from RefSeq and is a predicted model, not a curated record. The coding region runs from base 220 to 1347 and encodes 375 amino acids.
AAGAAAUCAAAAAAGGAAGAAGAUCGAGAAGAGAGUUUAGAGAUAAAUUUCUUCCUGAUUUACUUCUUCACUUCCUCAUUUUCUCUUUCAUUCUCUCUCUCUCUCUCUCUCUCUCUCUUUCUUCCCCUCUUUUUGGACCAAUUCCAUUAUUCCAUCUCUCUUCUUAUUCUUCCUCGAAUAUACACGAGGGUGCGUCGCCGGUAGUCUAAUCUACACAACAUGGGCGGGUGCACGUCGAAGGAUACCACCUCGGCCGACGAUAAAAAAGAGAGCAAUAACAUGGUGGACCAAGCAGUAUUGGAUAAAUUGGAAGCUGGUUAUGCCAAGCUGGCCGCUUCCGACAGCAAAUCAUUAUUGAAGAAAUAUUUGACGAAGGAAAUUUUCGAUCAGCUUAAAACAAAGAAAACAUCCUUUGGUUCGACCCUAUUAGAUGUGAUCCAAUCUGGUUUGGAGAAUCAUGAUUCCGGCGUUGGUAUAUACGCCCCUGAUGCCGAGGCCUAUACCGUUUUUGCUGAUCUCUUUGAUCCGAUCAUCGAUGAUUAUCAUGGUGGUUUCAAAAAGACCGAUAAACAUCCUCCUAAGGACUUUGGCGAUGUUGAUUCCUUAGGAAAUCUUGAUCCGACUGGUGAAUUCAUCGUUUCGACUCGUGUAAGAUGUGGACGUUCAUUGGAAGGUUACCCCUUUAAUCCUUGCUUAACCGAGGCUCAAUACAAAGAGAUGGAAGAAAAAGUAUCAAGCACUUUAUCCGGUUUAACCGAUGAAUUGAAAGGAACUUUCUAUCCAUUGACCGGCAUGAGCAAAGAAGUACAACAGAAACUUAUCGACGAUCAUUUCCUCUUUAAAGAGGGUGAUCGUUUCCUUCAGGCUGCCAAUGCUUGCCGUUUUUGGCCAACCGGUCGUGGAAUUUUCCAUAACGACACUAAGACCUUCCUCGUUUGGUGCAACGAAGAGGAUCAUCUUCGUAUUAUCUCGAUGCAGAUGGGUGGUGAUCUUGGACAGGUAUAUCGACGUCUGGUCAGUGCCGUUAAUGAUAUCGAGAAACGACUUCCAUUCUCUCAUAAUGAUCGUUUCGGGUUCUUAACAUUCUGCCCGACUAAUCUUGGUACGACGGUACGUGCAUCGGUACACAUCAAAGUACCCAAGUUGGCAGCAAAUAAAGAGAAACUUGAACAAAUUGCCGCUCAAUACAAUCUUCAAGUACGCGGUACCCGCGGUGAGCAUACCGAGGCUGAGGGUGGUAUUUAUGAUAUUUCUAACAAGCGUCGUCUUGGAUUGACCGAAUAUCAAGCUGUCAAGGAAAUGCACGAUGGCAUUGCCGAAUUGAUCAAGAUUGAAAAGGAGCUCUAAAUAAAUUCAAGAGAAGGGAAAAGAUAAAAGAGGGAAAAAAAUGAAAAGAAUAUUAAGGAAACACAUCCCACAAAGAAGAAGAUACACACUCCUCUUUAAGUGAUGAUGGAUAUCUAUAUAUAUAUUAUAUAUUUUCCAGUGUUUUGAAUUAUUAUUAUUAUUAUUAUUAUUAUUAUUACUAUUAUUAUUACUAUUACUAUUAUUAUUAUUAUUAUUAUUAUUAUUAUUAUUUUCUUUUUUUUCCCUUUGUCUUUUUUUGUUUUAUUUCUCUCACAUUACUUGUUCCAAUGCAAAAGCCAAUUCCUGCGAGCUUCUUUUUUCUUUGUUGUUUCUUUUAAUUCUCUUUCUCUUUCUCUCUCUUUCUCUCUUUCACUCAUCUCAUAUUUUAGUUUUAUUAUAAUUCCUAUUUUUUUUCUCUCUUUGUUAGUCUUUAUCAUUAUUCAUAGACAUUCUUUCUCUUUUAAUCUUUUUUCUUUUUUUUUUUCUUUUUUUUUUUUUUGUUGUUAACAACAAACAUAAUUAUUAAAGAGCAUGAGUCGAGAUUUAGUAGGAGCGUUUCAAAAGAACGCGCAUAUUCCAGCUAGCGCUUUUGCAGUAGUUACACAUUACCAGGUUGUACUGAUGAUGAUGAAUAAUGAUGAUGAUGAUAAUAAUGAUGAUGAUGAAUAAUGAUGGUGACGAUGAUGAUAAUGAUAAUGAUGAUUAUAGAGGAUAUGAGGUUGAUGAAGAAGACGAAUUUCAGAUCACAAAUAAAGAAACAUACACAUUUUA